Molecule: messenger RNA, 1277 nt
Organism: Cyprinus carpio (common carp)
Lineage: Eukaryota; Metazoa; Chordata; Actinopteri; Cypriniformes; Cyprinidae
Product: E3 ubiquitin-protein ligase DDB_G0292642-like
Biological process (GO): protein polyubiquitination; regulation of cellular response to oxidative stress; negative regulation of protein phosphorylation
Cellular component (GO): cytoplasm; endoplasmic reticulum; cytosol
Molecular function (GO): zinc ion binding; ubiquitin conjugating enzyme binding; ubiquitin protein ligase activity
Source: RefSeq, a predicted model, not a curated record
CGUGAUCUGGCGCAUAGAAAGAGAAACCGUCUGUAGAGAGUCGACGCAGACACACAAUAGCUACUACGAAAUCGACUUUAUUUAAAAUGUCUAAAGACAUGAAAAAAUUUACUCCAUUCGACAAAGGCAUCAAGUUAGUGUCAAGACCAAACGAUCUCGAUGAAUAUGAUGAUGACCCGGGUGUUUUAAGGGCUCAGCUGUCUUGCGGUCAUGUCAUAGAUCCAGAAACACUGACUGACUGUUGCAGAGCUCAGCUGAAUGAUGGACAGACUGAAUUCAGAUGUCCGCUGUGCAAGAGAAAAUGGCCAUAUGAUGAAGUGAGAAAACUGGCAAAACUUACAAUUGAUGAGCAGCUGAGUUUUGAAGAAAAGCUUGGGACCAACACUGCUAAGAAGAUAGUCGACUUCAGGGAUUGUCCUGGUUGCGGCACCUUCAUCGAAAGGUCGGAUGAAUCUAAUCUGUGUGUGGAGUGCUCAGUGUGCACAGCAAAAACUGGACGCAUCUUUGAGUUCUGCUGGAAGUGUGAGAGAGUGUGGAAAGGUCCUCGACCUCGUGCUGAUCAGUGUGGAAAUGUGGGAUGUAGAAGCGCUGAUCAGGAACUGCUGAGUGACUGUCCAAUGAUCACUUUAUCAUCAGUUGUAUAUAAGGGGACAAAUGUUCGUGUCCAGUGUCCAGCGAUUCGUGCAUGUCCAUUUUGUGGUGUGUUAAUAGAACAUAAUACAGGAUGUAAAAUAAUGUCAUGUCGUGAAUGUAAGAAGCAGUUUUGCUUUGCUUGUUUAAAAUCUGCCCGCGAGUGCUUACAAACAUCAACACAUUUCAUUUCAUGCUCAGCUGGUGUUGCACAGAGGCAAACAAAUUCUGUACUUUAAGAACAUGUCCAGCAACGUUGAUAUCAACUACCAUGGUGACUGCCAUAAGACUUACACAGAUUUCUCUUAAAUAAUAGUAGAAAAAAACAUAACACGUCAUAUACAAUGUUAAAUGUAAAUUAUAAACUAGAGAGUAGGGGAAAUGCAGAAAUUGUUUAUGACUAGUUAUGUUUUUGUGCAAGUGUUUUCCUUCAGUGUGUGUGUGUGUGUGUGUGUGUGUGUGUGUGUGUGUCCACUAAUUUGGAUGGAUUAAAUGCAGAGGACAAAUUCUGAGUAUGGGUUACUAAUACUUGGACUUCACAUCACUGAAAUUAAUUAAUUCAUUUUAGAAACCAAUUAUUGAUUACAUAUCAUACAUUGUUUUUGUGUAUUUUAAUAAUUUAGCAAAUAAAAGUGUAAAAUAUCACA